Messenger RNA from Musca vetustissima, 906 nucleotides. RefSeq lists its product as uncharacterized. The transcript is spliced from 4 exons. Lineage: Eukaryota; Metazoa; Arthropoda; Insecta; Diptera; Muscidae. Bases 1 to 906 code for a protein of 301 amino acids. Gene Ontology annotation, cellular component: cytosol. The record is from RefSeq and is a predicted model, not a curated record.
AUGAUUAAAAUUGCAAUAAUUUGUGGAAUACUAUUAUCUGUUGCGAAAAGCAAUGCCGAUGAAUGUAAAAAAAUACUAAAAGAAUUGGCUAACGCAGAGAUGAUUUUCGCAUAUUGUGUCACAAUGCAUUCCGUUCCGGUUACAAUUUGUGUCGGUUGCCGAGAACAAUACGAGUUAAUGGAUGCAAAUUACACGGCAUUUAAAGAUAAUUCCAACUGUACUGCGGAAUAUUUCGAUAAGGAUCGUGUUAAUCUGGUGGCAGCAACCGAAGAGUCAUUGAAUAAACUAUGGACAAAGGCGUACUGUGAUGAUUGUUACAGAAAUGAUAAUCUCGAAACAUUUAACAAUUUGAGCACAGCAUUGGAUGGUUGUCUUGGACAACAUCAUGAAGACCCGUGUGGGAAUUGUAUAUUGCAGUAUAAAGAAUUAAAUAACUUUUAUGUGGAAAUGGAUGACCAUAACAACGGCAAAGUGUGCUUCGAUCUUCAAGAUUCGAUGAAUCGUACAAGAAAUAACUGGUCCAAAGUUUUAAAAUGCUGUCGUCGUGAAUUCAAUAUGACUUUGUAUACAGUAGCACUAAGCAUAAUUUGUGCUUUGCCCAUAUUAUUUUAUAGUGCAACUUAUUUUAUUACCAAGCGACAAGAAAGACAGCAUGGUAUGCUUACCGAUGAAGAUCCAUUGAUAACGACACCAUCGGCAUCUUCAAGUUCCAGAGCUGGUAUUUCGAGCAAUAUUCCCAACAAUUCAUUGCCAACAACAUCAACACCGCCUGUUUUGAGAAAUAACAUGGCAAGUACCAGCACUAACGCAACAAACGAUAUAAAAACGAAUCAAAAAAUUAACAAAUUACAAGACAGCGAUGAAAGUUCCGAUGAGGAAGUUUUACAAAAACCUAAAUAUGUGUAA